Salarias fasciatus (jewelled blenny) is the source of this 1157-nucleotide messenger RNA. RefSeq names its product carbonic anhydrase 15 (gene car15). The record is from RefSeq and is a predicted model, not a curated record. The coding region runs from base 199 to 1146 and encodes 315 amino acids. The transcript is spliced from 8 exons. NCBI's taxonomy places the organism in Eukaryota, Metazoa, Chordata, Actinopteri, Blenniiformes, Blenniidae. Gene Ontology annotation, cellular component: plasma membrane. Gene Ontology annotation, molecular function: carbonate dehydratase activity; zinc ion binding.
CCUUCCAUCAAUGAGCCUGUUGAUCAGAAAAGACCACUGCUGUGGUAAUGACACAGUCCACUGAUCCCACCGGGAGAAGAUAAAACUCGGCUUUCACCUCCCCUUCCUUAUUUAAGCGAGACUUGGGCUGAGAUUUGUUUCCAGUCUACCUCAGAUACCGACACCUGUCUGGUCCCGGUCGGGCUGCAGGAUCCCAUCAUGCUUUGUGUUGCAGCCCUCCUGCUGGUGAUGGUUUCGCACGCCGAGUCAGACUACUGUUAUGAUGAGCAGCACUGCGAUCCGUACGCCUGGGGAGACCUGUACCCUUCCUGCCACCCUCUGCUUGAACUCCAUCACUCCCCGAUCAACCUGGACCACGACAUGAUCCGGAACGGCUCGCUGGGGCCGCUGCAUCUGGAAGGGUUCGACGUGACCCAAACGGGCCACUGGACCCUCACCAACGACGGACACUCGGUCAUCCUGCAGGUCGGCGGCGGCAUGUCGGUGAGCGGCGGCGGGCUUCCGGAUGUCUACCACACCCUGCAGCUGCACUUCCACUGGGGGGGCCCGGUCACCAACGGCUCGGAGCACACGGUGGACGGACGCCGAUACCCGAUGGAGAUGCACGUCGUCAACAUGAAGUCCAUCCAUCCCAACAUGUCGGCGGCGCUGGAGGACCCGACCGGACUGGCCGUUCUGGGUUUCUUCAUUGAUGUCGUUUACGCCGAUAACGUGCACUUCGGACACAUUUCACAAAAGCUGUCUUCAGUUGCUUACAAAGGCCAAACCACCAAAGUCAAGCCGUUCCCGCUGAUGAGCCUCCUACCAAAGCGCAACAUGAGUCAGUAUUACCGCUACGACGGCAGCCUCACCACGCCGCCGUGCUCCCAGGCCGUGUUGUGGACUCUAUACGAGGUCCCCGUCUACAUCUCCUGGUCCCAGCUGGCUCAGUUUACCUCGCAGAUCUUCUCCACGGAGGAGGAUGCAGAGCAGGUCACGCCGCUGCACAACAACUUCCGACACAUCCACGCCACCUUCAGCCGGGUGGUCUCUGCCUCCAGAGACGCCCGGCUCCUCAGCGGGACGGCGGCGCCGCCCCUCAGGCCGGCCGCGUCGGUGCACCUGCUUCCCUUCGUUCUGCUCGGAGGCCUCGCCUCCAAACUUUAAUGCUGUCUUCG